AAACAUAAGAAGAGAAGUGGCCCUACAGCUUGAAGUGUUUUGUGACUGUCUGCUGGACUCAGGGAGGUGGCAUCAGGGGACGGCAGCCACGUGACCCCGGCUGCAGGGAUUGGCGGAGCGCCGGUGUGACAUCACGGAGCCUCCCACUGCCUCCCCUCCUCUCCCGGCCCAGUCUCUCCCCGCUCCUCUCCUCUCUCCCUCCUCUGCCUUUCCUCAGCAUCCCCCCUCUCGGAGAUGGCGUUUGUCGGUGUUGCUCAGGCAUCUGGGGCCUAGUCUGCACAGAUUGCAUCCCCUUCCAGCUGGUUUAUCCACGUUUUAGGGGAGGUGGGGCUGCGUCCUUCAUCACUCGUGCAGCUCUUUAAUGUGAGGGGAGUCAGGUCCUUGAAGAGGAUUUGGGGGGAAAUCGUGCGGCUGCUGCUGGUGGUGGUGGUGAGGAUUUGGCGACAGCAUGCCCUGCCCAGGCUGCCCCUGACCGGCCGGAUCUCCCCCUGUCCACCGCCUGCGCAGCAGAGGGCAACAUAGGAUGAAAAUCUGCAACCAUGAUGCAAGGACUGAAAAACCGAACCAGGAAAGCCCUGGGUUUACGAAAGAAAGAGAAGGACACAGACUCGAGCUCACCUGACAAAGAAGGAGGUGGAAAGAAAGGAAAUAAAAAGGCAAACGGGGCUCCUAAUGGUUUCUAUGGGGAGAUCGACUGGGACAGAUAUGCCUCUCCAGACGUGGAUGAGGAGGGCUUCAGCCUGCGGCCUGGGGAUGGAGGUGAUGCAGCUUCCAAAGAAAAGCACUUUUUCUCCUCCAGUGACUCAGAAGAGGACGAGGACAGCAAGAAGAAGUUCAAAAUCCGGAUCAAACCGCUGGUGUCGGACAGCCCCAGACGCAUCCCUCCCUCCAUGGAUGAGCUGAAAGCCUCAGUGGGAGGUCUGGCGCUCUCCCCUUCUCUGAAGAGAAGUCCGAGACGCAGUCCGAGGCUGAUAAAAAGAAAUUUGUCAUGUGAGGAAAUUGCAAGACCCCGGCGUUCCACCCCGACACCGACAGCUGCUCCUGAGAUACAGAGUGACUCGUUACAGCAAACCUUUGUUCCACCUUUGUUUGGGUUUCCUUCAGAAAGCAGAUACAGCAGAUAUGAUGUGGUACCCGGUUGUGUCAGAGGAGAAUCUCGACCUCGGUCUGAAUCCCAACUGAGCAGAGGUUUUCCUACAGGAGCUCCUCCUCCUCUUCCUCCAAAAAACAUUCCAUCGAGGAGCCAAUAUGGCUGCCCUUCAGACUUCGCAGUCGAUCUACCCAAUGGCAGGGCAGCUCGCAGCUCUGCCCCCAUCUACCUGAACGCCCUCUCCCCAGCUUCUUACCGAAGCUCGCCGGCGCCCGACCUGGACGACGUGUUUGGCCCAGUGGACAGUCCCCACACUCGAGAGGAGACGGCGUCCCCCAGAUGGGUCACUUUUACAGACGACAGGCCUCCCCCGCCGGACGAACCCGCUCCCCCACCACCUCCUGACUCCCCUCCCCCAGACACACCCUCAUCCACCCCUUCAACUCCCUGUUUCUCACCGGGACCGCCGCCAAAUGAACCCCCUCCAUUCCCCCCACCAUUUUCUCCCAGGUCUCCUCCUCCAUUUACGCCUCUGGACUCUCCCCCCUCCAUCGUGCUGGGACCCCCUCCUCCAGACGAACCCCCUCCCCUGCCCCCUGACUUCUCUCCCUGUAGUUCCCUCCCUGUGUCCCCUGAAGAGGAGGCGGUGGACCAGGAGGUGCUGCAGUUUGCAAGGUACGCCUCCUCAGCUCCCCCCAUCAGCUCCUUCCCCCCACUGCCAACGGAGCCGAGGUCUCCUCGAGUAGGAGUCACGUCCCCUCUCGUCCAUGGGGUUGUGGGAGGAAAGCGGACUCCGGAGGGGGUGUGUCAGAGAGACGAUUUACCAGACAUGACAUGCUCUCCCAGGGAGCUGACGCCCAGCUUCAGGGGCACACCCCCGCCUCUUCCUCCAACCACCUACAGGUCCAUCAUGUCUUCUCCAGGCCCACACUCAGGCAGCAGUCCUUCAUCUCCAGUUCGUCCAACCACUCCUCAGUCUCGAGGCAGCCCGAUUCCUCCACCUCCUCCUCCUCGUCCAUCUUCAAGACCAAAGCUGCCACCAGGAAAGCCAAUCACAGACCUGAGUCGCUCAUUCAGUCCUCCGGUUUCGGGCAGCCCUCCGCCUUUUGCGCCCCUGGCCCGAGCAGAGAGCUCUUCUUCCAUCUCCUCCGUUACCUCGCACAGCGCGGCGUCCACUCCCACCUUAGGGAAAGACCUCAACAUGCCCUCCACAGGGUGCUCCAGGGGACCCAGCCCACUGACCAUGGGACCCCAGGACACUUUACCUGUUGCAGCUGCUUUCACAGAAACCAUCAAUGCCUACUUCAAAGGCGCCGACCCCAGCAAGUGUAUGGUGAAGAUCACUGGAGAAAUUGUGCUUUCCUUCCCUGCAGGCAUAACUAGACAUUUUGCCAGUCACCCAACUCAACCCAUCCUCACUUUUAGCAUCAGCAACUACAACCGACUGGAGCAGGUCCUCCCCAACCCGCAGCUGCUGUGCUGUGAAUCCACCACAAAUAUUGUGGAAACCAAGGAGUUCUGGGUAAAUAUGCCAAACCUGCUGAGUCAUCUGAAGAGAGUGGCUGAACAGAAGCCCCAGGCCACCUACUACAAUGUAGAUAUGAUCAAAUAUCAGGUGUCUGCAGAGGGGAUUCAGUCCACUCCUCUGAACCUGGCGCUGAGCUGGCGGAGUGACGCCACCAACACAGACCUUAGAAUAGACUACAAAUACAACACAGAGGCCAUGGCUGCACCAGUGCCGUUACACAACAUCCAGUUCUUGGUCCCGGUAGAUGGAGGGGUAGCCAAGCUGCAGGCCAUGGUCCCUCCUGCCAUCUGGAAUCCAGAGCAUCGGACCAUACAGUGGAAUAUCUCCAGUCUGUCUCAUAGGUCAGAAAACGGAGGAGUAGGAGCUCUCCUGGGCCGGUUCCAGAUGGUUGAAGGUCCCUGUAAACCGUCCCAGCUGGCAGUCCAGUUCAGCAGCGAGGGAAGCACUCUGUCCGGAUGUGACAUCCAGCUGGUUGGGACCGGCUACCGGCUGUCGUUGGUGAAGAAGAGAUUUGCUGCAGGGAAAUAUUUGGCGGACAACUAGAGGACUUGUUUAUGAACAGAGCCAGGAGAAUUAAUGACUUUCGACUGUAAAGAUGACGGCUAUGUCUCAUUUUUAGUGCACUUCAUAACUCACGGGGUUGACACCGUGUUCAGUAGACUGAUCCGCUGCUGAGUUUUAUGCAAGCAAAUACAAAUCAUUCAUUGUGUGCAAUUGAAACCAUUAUGUGGAGUAAGAACCUGAGGAAACCCAGAUGAUUUUGUUCUUGCUAACUGUUAAAACUGUAGAUUUCAUGCAGUGAUCCAGUUUUUUUCAAGUUUACCAACUGGUUGUCUUUGCAAAUGCUCCGCAAAAGAUCAUUUGACAGUGAAACCAAUCUGGUAAAGGUGAGAUGCUUUGAAAAAGAGAGGCAGAGGCUGCUGUGGCCACGUAGGAAAACAAAUUUGAAGCUUAUUGUACUAUUUAAAGUUCCACCUCAGAUUCAUUUUACUUCCACUGUGUGUGAUUGUUUGUAUUUCCAAUCAAACCGAAUAUUUCCUUUCAUUUAGAAAGCUCAGAAAAUGUUCAAUUUCAUUUAUUCUGUACAAAGAAAACCAGUCUAUUUUAAACAGAAAAAAAACACAUCAAUUUGAAUGUUGGGUUGCUUUUGAUGGGGUUUUUCACUAAAGUAUUAUCAUCAGUGAGUAAGAUCUCAACGUGCUAGUAUUCCAUAUUUUGUAAAGAAGUGAAAAAGGACGGCACAUUCUUACACUGACAGUAACCUAAUUCCAAACUUGGUAAAGCUUCUUUUUUAUAAUUUUAGUGACAAGUUUUCUGAUAAUUCUAUGACAAUAUCUAGAAUUAGAUUACAGAGUUCACAUUUUUCAAAAUAGCAAGUUGUUUAAAGAAAAGCUUGAAAACCCUUUUCGACAAGCUAAUAAAUGAAUAAUAUUUCAACAAAAUUCAGUUUAUGUGCAAAAUAUCAGAAUUAGUGCCAUCACCAUCAAUCAUAACAGUGAGCCAAUAGUGGCUGUGCAAUACUUCCUGUUUUUUAUAUCAUUUCCUGAGUUUAAAUGCUAUUUAUUAUAAUUUGUGUUUAGUUAAAUAGAAGGUGAAGGAUCUAGCAGCUGCUUUCGUAUGAUCUUUUUAGAAAACUCACCUAAAAGUCAUACGUUUAAGAAAGCUUUGAGUGUUUACGACUCAUGCAGAGACAGAUCCGAGAGUGCCAUAUGUUAAGGAGAAGGACCUCCUGGUUCCCUGAGGAAUCCUGGUUGAUGAUUGCAGGAGCUGCCUUUGAUGCUGCUUAAAAUCCUGGACAUUUUUAUUUACUUUUUAAUUUUUUUGUGGGGGGAUAAGGUCUUUAUAGAAAGCAAGAGUACAAUAAUAUAAAUAAGUAAGUCAGUUACCCCUCUUUUAACCCAAUAAAAUUCAUCCUGAAACAUUUACUCUGAGGUUUUAGUGCCACGCAAAUGCAAACUUAAACACAGCAAUACAGGUUUCUCCACAUUAUUUCAAGAAAAUAAAGCUUAAAAAACUAAAACAAAGUGUGCAAUAAGCCCUCUCAUAUUUCACCUACUUGGAAAUUAAACGUUUGCAUCGCUGAUAUUAAUCAUUAUGGAAGUACAGUCAUUUAGUACAUUGAUCUUUGCCGCAUUGCUUAAGUUCAUGGGGUUACUGACCUUUUAUUUAUGUCCUGCUGCAUCAUUUCAGGGCCUACUAAUGCUAGGUGAGCCGUGGUGAACCGUGCCACAGCACAAUUGUUGGAGUUCUCCCAGGACAGGGGUCACUUUGCUCACAACAGCUUGUGCCUGACCUUGGAUGUCACUGUUUUUACACACCUCAUACUGUAGGUGGCAGGAAAUGUUAUAGGGCUAAGAGCAUAUUAUUUUUUAAUGUGGUUCGUGUUGUGGAGCACCUUUUUAGUUUGUUUUAAACCAUUAUGAGCAACAAUUGGCAUUAUGAGAUUUGGAAAAUCUUGCUGCCUUUGGAGAUCAAACCAGAUCAGUUUAGCAUCAGUGUCCGCAUAUUAGCUUAUAUAUAUAUAUGCUGGAGCACAGAACGUGUAGGUUAAACAAGCCAAAAAUCUUGUUUUGAGUUUGAAGUCAAGUGUACUCGGGUACACUUAGGAUUGCCUUGUGUGAACAGAUCUAUCAAUUUCAACCCAAUUUCAACUCAAACUGGCAUCAAAUGCGAGUUCCCCUCUUACAUCUGAUGCUACGUGCACACCGGGCAUGUGUGAUGCAUUCAAAAACUCGCUAUACGGGCGUGCUUGAACUUUUAGCACCUAUUUUCGCACAUGUACUCACAGUUGGAAGAGGCUGGGUGCGAAAUGUUGGACAUUUCACUCCAGACUUUUUUUUCACAGUUCUAUUCCAAUAUAUGAAAUACUUGGUUUCAUAUAAUUCCACCAAAUGGCAAUUGAUCAUUUCUUAUUCAUUAUUAAUUUUCAAAUGGUCGGUACUUCUGUGUUUUGAAAAGGACGCUAUCUGUACGUCACUACCAAAUCAGAGUCCCAGAUUGGUCAAAAUUCAACUGGUUUUACUUUUGUCCAUAGAGCCCGAAAAUGAACUUAUAGGCUAAAUCCAAAUUCUUCCCUUAACCCUACAUUUAGUCCUCCAAAAGUAGAAUUACAGAAAAAUUGUGUUUUCAAAGUCAAAUGUCACUCCCACUCGAUGAUGUCAUCAAUAGUCGCCUGUCAGCUACGUUAGCGUGGAGCUGCUAUCGCUUGGAAAUACAAGACUUUGGUUUUAUAACUUUAAAAAGCUCAUGCUAGAACAAAAAUCUAUUUCGGACAACCCUGUCCCCUCAAGUACCCCUACAAUUGGAGGGAUAGGGGACGAACUCGAAUUCUAAUUCAGACAAAAAAUUGCUUUUCAUUUUCAUUGAAAGUGGGCGCUUGGACGCACGUUUCCGAGCCCGGUGUGAACGUACCACGAUUGGUGUUGCCUAUGUUGUAUUUGUUUUCAUCUCCUUCGGUUGGAUUUCUGCUUACGAAAACAUGGCGUAGCCAGGUUGAACACAAUGUGAAGCUGUGACACCGAGAGCCACAACAGCAAGACCAUUUCCUUUUUGUUUGACAAAAAGAAAAAAAGUUUUGCACUUUCAUGUAGGACAGUCGGAAACAUCAGAGUAACAAAAAAAGUAUAUUUAUUAAAACAGCACUAAUACAAUCCUUGACUUAUUUCCUUCCCUCAAUGUCAAAUAAAUGUGAUAUUUUUUUCUAAUAGCAAUAUUUAAAAAUGUAAGUAUAAAAAGUGUACAUACAAAGUUAUGGUUCAAAUAUUUCUCUGGGCAAAUUGAUGUUUCUGUGAGUGUCUCUUGGUUUGUUGAUGUCAGCACUCAUCAUGCGUUUGAUUGAGAGCACUCGGCGCUCUGUUCAUCUCACAUGCAGGUCUCCCGGACGACACGAAUCGUCGCAGGUCCUGCAUGAGAGCCGCAUUUGUCCACCACCACUCCCAACAGUGUGAUUUUGGGUUUGUCUCAAUGCAGCUGUUGUGUACCGUGUGCUAUGGGAUGAGACUUAUUCCUCCAUUUUUAAGUCUCCUCUCACUGUUUUGGUGUUCGGGAACCCAUCGUCAUUAUACUUGGCAUGUCAUUGGUAUACCUACAACCAUGCAAUAUUAGGUGUUUGAUAUCAUCCUGUGUUCGACUGGCACACAAAUCUUAUUUGUGGAAAAAGGUCAUUGCUUCAUGUUCAUCCUUCGUGGACAUCACAUUGUAUGGAAUGUUUUGUGUUGACUUAACACUUUGGGCCUGAUAAUAAGACUGAAUAUAGUUUCUUAGAAAAGACAGAUUGUUCUUUCAGCUCACUUUAUGUUCAGUAUUUUUGAUUUUGUAUUUUUUGCCUUAUUUUGAACAGAGUAAUAUAUUAGUACCUGAUGUUUUCUGUACAUUUCUUUGGUCCACUACAGCAUCGGUGCUGUAAUCCUUCACUGCAUUAAAGGGGAUUAUGCAAUCAUCUAGUGUAAAUUUCUCAUCCAAAGACUUUGAAAUUAAAUUCAUGGAUUGAAUAAUCUAAAA
Molecule: messenger RNA, 7118 nt
Organism: Oryzias melastigma (Indian medaka)
Lineage: Eukaryota; Metazoa; Chordata; Actinopteri; Beloniformes; Adrianichthyidae
Product: SH3-containing GRB2-like protein 3-interacting protein 1
Biological process (GO): synaptic vesicle endocytosis; clathrin-dependent endocytosis; clathrin coat assembly
Cellular component (GO): cytoplasm; clathrin-coated vesicle; plasma membrane
Source: RefSeq, a predicted model, not a curated record